Messenger RNA from Arachis stenosperma, 1458 nucleotides. RefSeq names its product CYP enzymes assisting alcohol dehydrogenase-like. Gene Ontology annotation, cellular component: cytosol. Bases 164 to 1291 code for a protein of 375 amino acids. Lineage: Eukaryota; Viridiplantae; Streptophyta; Magnoliopsida; Fabales; Fabaceae. The record is from RefSeq and is a predicted model, not a curated record. Gene Ontology annotation, biological process: formaldehyde catabolic process. The transcript is spliced from 7 exons. Gene Ontology annotation, molecular function: zinc ion binding; S-(hydroxymethyl)glutathione dehydrogenase [NAD(P)+] activity.
UGGAUUACUUGCUGACAGAGUGACAGUUACUGUUUAACCAAACUAAAUGAUUGGAUGAAUUAUAAGCUUUUAAUUUCUGAAAAUUUUAAAACAAUACAGAAGCUUACUUGCUCCUCUUCUCAUUUCAUCAUAGUCCAGAUUACAGCUUCAAGUUUUAAUUAAAAUGGCAACCACUUCACAAGUUAUUACCUGCAAAGGAGUAGUGUGCUGGGUUGGUGGAGAGCCUGUAAGAUUAGAAGAGAUUCAAGUUGAUCCACCAAAAUCAACUGAAAUUCGAGUUAAGAUGCUUUGUUCCAGCAUCUGCCACACUGAUAUCAAAAGAAUUAGAGGAUCCCCAGUAGUGAAGUAUCCUCUUGCUGUUGGACAUGAAGGAGUCGGUGUGGUAGAGAGUGUUGGAGAGGAAGUGAAAAAUCUAAAAGAAGGGGAUAUGGUGAUUCCAACCUUCAUAGGAGAGUGCAAACAAUGUGAGAUUUGCAUUUCAGGAAAAUCCAAUUUGUGCAUGACAAACCCUUUAAUGCUGAAUGGAUUGAUGAGAGACAACACUUCAAGGUUGUCCUGCAAAGGCAAAAGGCUUCACCAUAUUUUCAGUUGUGCCACUUGGUCAGAGUACAUGGUUGUUGAUGCCAACUAUGCUCUUAAAGUUGAUCCAAGCAUUGACCUAGCACAUGCCAGUUUCAUCUCAUGUGGCUUUUCAACUGGUUAUGGUGCUGCUUGGAAGGAAGCUAAGGUUGAAAGUGGAUCAAGUGUUGCUGUUUUUGGUCUUGGCGCUGUUGGAUUGGGGGCCAUCAGCGGAGCAAAAAUGAUGGGAGCAACUAAGAUAAUAGGGAUUGACAAAAAUGAUAUGAAAAGAGAAAAAGGAGAAAUUUUUGGAAUGACUCACUUUAUAAAUCCUAGUGAUUCUGAUAUGCCUGCAUCAGAAUUGGUGAAAGAAUUGAGUGAUGGAAGAAUGGGUGUGGAUUAUUCUUUUGAGUGCACUGGAAUCAGCCAUUUGAUUGUUGAAUCCCUACAAGCCACAAAAGUGGGAACAGGUAAAACAAUUGUAAUUGGUGCACCAACUGAACCAAUUGAGCCAUAUGGUUUUGCUUCAAUCCUUAAAGGCAAGACUUUGAAAGGUUCUAUCUUUGGAGGGUUAAAAGCAAAUUCAGACCUUUCCAUUAUAGCUGACAAAUGCCACAAAAGGGAAUUUCCUCUUGAAGAAUUAUACACUCAUGAGGUUCAAUUGGCAGAUAUAAAUCAAGCAUUUGAGCUUUUGAAACAGCCCAAUUGUGUGAAAGUUGUCAUCAAGAUAUGAGGGAUAUUAUUGUUCUAAGUAACUUCUAAUAGUUGAGUCAAAGUUAUAAAACCAAUUCUUUCUGUAUUUUUGCUUUUCUCUCUUUGUUAACCUGAUGAAAAAGAAUUAUAUAAUUUAUAUUUGAGUGCAAAACAGGAAUCAAUGUCCAAAAUAUAUAUUUUUUUAAA